AUGGCUGAUCGCGAUGAAUGCAAGAGAUCUCUCCGAAGAUAUGAACUGGAAGCGUAUUCAUCGGUGGUUACGGCUCUCAGAGCUCAGGGAGACCUCAAUAAAGACAAACGAAAGAUACUUCAGGACUUGUGCUCAAUGUUGAGUAUAAGCCUUGAGAGACAUCGAGCGGAGGUGAGGCGAGCCGUCAACGACGAGAGGCUCAACACAAUCGCACACCACAUGACGGGAGCCAACACUUGCACUGAAUGGGCGAUCGAAGGCCGAAGACUCAUACCAUUGUUGCCACGACUGGUGCCGCAGACGGCGUUCACAGGUUUGGCCAACUCUGUGGCCAACGUUCAACUGACCCGAAACCAGUCGAUGUUAAGCCCGUCGGAGACGGCUAUCAAACAAACGCAACAAAUGGAGACAAACCACGGGUUGGACGACAGCGACGGCACUACACCUAAACGGAGACGCAUUGAUAGCCAAAGUCAGCCCACAUUUGUUCCCAUUAAGUCUGAACCACUUGUACUCCAGAACGCAUCAAACCCUCAACAAAACCAUCGAAACGCUCACACAUUGUCUAAAAUGGGCGCCACUUCCUCGAGGACUGUCGUCAAUGCAAGCAAUUGCUAUACAGUGUCCACAACAAUGGCUUCACAAGUCGGUCAUUCGGGAACUCGUGUUAUCUUUGUGUCCACUCCGACGACCACUCCAUCCAAUGUUAUCACCACUUCCAAC
Medioppia subpectinata is the source of this 723-nucleotide messenger RNA. The record is from the annotation of a GenBank genome assembly. NCBI's taxonomy places the organism in Eukaryota, Metazoa, Arthropoda, Arachnida, Sarcoptiformes, Oppiidae.